UGUUUAUAUGGAGGUGCUCCGAAAGGUCCCCAGUUGAGGGAUUUAGACCGAGGUGUAGAUGUUGUGGUUGCAACUCCAGGAAGACUAAAUGACAUUUUAGAGAUGAGAAGAGUAAGCCUCCGUCAGGUGUCAUAUCUGGUUCUUGACGAGGCUGACCGAAUGCUGGACAUGGGUUUUGAGCCGCAGAUACGGAAAAUUGUAAAAGAGAUACCCCAUCGCCGGCAGACUCUUAUGUUCACUGCUACCUGGCCUAAAGAAGUUCGGAAAAUCGCUGCAGAUCUGCUUGUUCAUCCUAUUCAGGUUAACAUUGGGAGCAUAGAUGAUCUUGUUGCAAACAAUGCAAUUACUCAGUAUGUGGAAAUAAUUACACCCAUGGAAAAGCUCAGACGGUUGGAACAGAUAUUGCGAUCCCAAGAUCCGGGUUCUAAGGUCAUAAUAUUUUGCUCAACGAAGAGGAUGUGUGACCAGCUUGCAAGGACCCUCACUCGUCAGUUCGGUGCUGCUGCUAUUCACGGUGACAAGUCUCAGGGUGAGAGAGACAGGGUUCUAGGCCAAUUUCGAACUGGAAGGUCCCCUAUACUAGUAGCUACUGAUGUUGCUGCUCGAGGCCUGGACAUCAAGGAUAUCAGGGUUGUGAUCAACUACGACUUCCCCACGGGUGUUGAAGACUAUGUUCACAGGAUUGGCAGAACUGGUAGGGCAGGUGCCACUGGUGUGGCUUACACAUUUUUCUGUGAUCAAGACUCGAAAUAUGCAGCAGAUCUUGUCAAAGUUCUGGAAGGGGCAGACCAACGCGUUCCUCAGGAGUUACGGGACAUGGUGUCGCGUGGUGGGUAUGGUGGGAAGUCCCGCCGCUGGGGUUCUCGCUCCAGUGCUCGUGAUAGCGAUCGGUCACGUGGAUCUAGUGAUGCCAUUUAUGGUGGAAGGGGUGCACGUGGCCUGCCACCUUCAACCGGUAGAUUAGAUAGUGGUCGUGUUGGCCGUGGACAUGAUCGUGAGCCUCCUCGUGGCAGAUAUGAUCGUGGAUAUCGAGACAGUCAUGAGGUGGAGGCUGUUGUUAGGAGAUCCAGAGAUAAACAUCGUAGCCGUAGCCACAGCAAUAGCCGCAGUCGCAGCCGCAGCCG
Molecule: messenger RNA, 1124 nt
Organism: Elaeis guineensis (African oil palm)
Lineage: Eukaryota; Viridiplantae; Streptophyta; Magnoliopsida; Arecales; Arecaceae
Source: RefSeq, a predicted model, not a curated record